GAAAAUCAAAAUCUUGAAAGAAAUUAUUUGAUAAAAAAAUAAGUGUAGAUUAGCGAACCAAAACCAUUUGAGAUCCCAUUUGUGAAGCUUGCGUUUUCAACAAAUCAAAUAAAUUUAAUUUAGUGAAAAUAGAUAGUCUUUGAAUCGGCACACUAAACUUCUUUCUACUUCUUCUCCUUCUCCCUUUGCCGCUACACAGACCCCUGAUAACAAACCCCAGCCACGCCACACGGUAACCAUCUCGACUGCGACACUGCAGCAACCUCACUCGACUCCGAGAGGAGCGUUGAAAAAAUUCGACCCUCUUUUUGGCCUAAUGUCAGUUCAUUUCAACUGGACCAUAAAGGAGAACAGAGAAUGAGUAGAAGACCUCCUCCUGAUCCCGUGGCAGUGCUACGAGGCCAUCGAGCUUCGGUCACAGACAUUUCUUUUCAUCCCUUUAAGCCGAUAUUAUUCUCCGGUUCUGCUGAUGGUGAAGUGCGAAUUUGGGAUACCCUUCAGCAUCGAACUGUGUCAUCUGCAUGGUUACAUAGUGCUGCACAUGGUAUUGUUGCUGUUGCUUGUGUUUCUUCCCUCGGAACCAAUAAAUUUGCCAGCCAGGGUAGGGAUGGAACUGUAAAAAUUUGGGAAUUUGAUGAUGCUGGUUUGUCAAGGAUCCCAUCACUUACAAUCAAGACAAACAGUUACCACUUUUGCAAAUUUUCCGUGAUGAAGAAUGAUUCUGUUUGGUCAACACAAGGGAAAGAAUUAGAAGAUUGCUACAGAGGAGAGCCAGGAGGAAUGUCUGAUAGAGAAAUUCCCGAGGUUAAAAGGGACGAGGCUUACACCAAUCAAAGUUGUUCUAAAAGCUUUGGAGAAAAUACAUGUAGUGAAGGGCUACAAUAUGUGGCUUUGUCAGGGGAGAACUCUUCAGAGGUUGAAAUUUGGGAUCUCAAGUCAGCUCAAAAAAUUGUACAACUCGCUUCAAGCAAUCCCAGUAACUCUUCAAGUGUUAGCAACAGAGGGAUGUGCAUGACCCUUCAAUUGUUUUUAUCAUCGGAAUCACAAGGAUUUUUAAAUGUCUUGGCUGGAUAUGAGGAUGGUUCCAUGCUUUGGUGGGAUAUACGGAAUCCUAGAGUUCCGGUAACUUCUGUAAAAUUUCAUUCUGAGCCAGUUAUGAGCAUCUGUAUUGACGGGUCUUGCAAAGGGGGUAUCUCAGGAGCAGCAGAUGACAAAAUUAUAAUGUACAGCUUGGAGCAUUCUUCGGGUACUUGUGUAGUUAAGAAAGAAAUCAGUUUGGAUCGACCAGGCAUAUCAGGCGUCUCAAUUCGACCUGAUGGAAAAAUUGCUGCAACUGCUGGCUGGGAUCACAGGGUGAGGAUAUAUAAUUACCGCAAGGGAAAUGCUUUAGCUAUUUUGAAGUAUCACCAUGGCACAUGCAACGCUGUAACUUAUUCCUCUGAUUGUAAACUUAUGGCCUCUGCAUCGGAAGACACAACCGUGGGGCUAUGGGAACUGUAUCCUCCUACAACAUCAUAGUGAAUUUACUCAAUGCUGUUGGUAGUUCUACAAUUUAACUUUACUAUUAAUGGUCAAGUAAUUUUGUGCUAAAAAUAUUUCAUUCUAGGUUUGCACCUGGUAUAGUUAAUACUAGAUUGAAAAAAAAUGUUUAGUUUUAUAUGGACUUUUGUAACUUUGAGUGUUUAUUAUAACUUUCGGAUGCUUUCAAAUCUUAUAAAUAUAUAGUCUUCUUAAAUCUUAUA
This is a messenger RNA of Vigna unguiculata (cowpea), 1742 nucleotides long. RefSeq names its product Transducin/WD40 repeat-like superfamily protein. The record is from RefSeq and is a predicted model, not a curated record. NCBI's taxonomy places the organism in Eukaryota, Viridiplantae, Streptophyta, Magnoliopsida, Fabales, Fabaceae. Gene Ontology annotation, molecular function: protein binding.